AUGGCGAAAUCACGGUUUAGUGAUUUAUUUUCGAUUGUUCUACGUUUAGCAGGUGUUUGUGCAGGCAUCAUGUUCAUUCCUUGUGUCGUGGUCGGUUCAAUGGGAGCUUCUAAUUAUGCAAAUAAUCGGAGCUUUCGGAAUGCACAUACGCAUACAACAUGUCUUCUACUCAAUUAUACAGUGUUUAAAUAUAAAUGCCAAUCAUGUGAUGAAGAUACAUGCACCUAUUACACUUGUUUUGAUGAAAAUUUCGAAUUCUCAUAUCCUAUUUUCAAUCAAACAGUAGUCAGAAGUAAAUUCAGCAGUAUAGCCAAAAAAAAUACACACAAGCAGACACAAAUUGGUCAGAAUUAUACGUGUUACUAUACAACAAAACAAGUUACUUCAGUCAUUUUUGAAUUGCCAAGUAUAAAAACUCCAUUGGUUCAAAUAUGUGUUUCAUUCGGACUUCUUGGUUUACCUGUAAUAUUUAUUUUUCUGUCUUUUUUUGGUGGAAUCGCGAUAGCGAUGGAUCGUAGCAGCUCAUGUUUGCCAAAAAUAAAACGUUUUACAACGCAAACUUUUGAUAAGAUACGAAUGAAAAAGUCCGGUGCAGUAGAAAAUAACGUAGAGUUAAUCGACGUUUUACGAUAUUGA
Molecule: messenger RNA, 636 nt
Organism: Rotaria socialis
Lineage: Eukaryota; Metazoa; Rotifera; Eurotatoria; Philodinida; Philodinidae
Source: the annotation of a GenBank genome assembly